CUUUUCACCCCAACCCCAACCUCUACUAUCAAACCGCCCAACGAGCUCUCCGAAUUGAGGGUUGCGGACCGCUUUCGCUACAUAUUAGCUAUUUCAUCACUUUCACGACAAGCGAUCUAAACUUUCAAGAUGUCUGGAAACCUGCGAAAGGACUUCCAACGCCGCAACCACCGCGAGCGCGCGCAGCCGGAAGAGCGACAAAAAUGGGGACUCCUCGAGAAGCGCAAGGACUACAAGCUGCGGGCCGCGGACCACAAGACCAAGGUCAAGAAGCUCAAGCAGCUCAAGCAGAAGGCGCUGGAGAAGAACCCGGACGAGUUCAGCUUCAAGAUGCUGAGCAGCUCGGUCGACUCGGCGGGCCGCAAGGUCGCGUCGAGGGGCAACACGGCGCUGUCGAUGGACGUGGUGAAGCUGCUCAAGACGCAGGACGCAAAUUACAUCCGGACGAUGCUGCAGAUGGUGAAGAAGGAGAGGAGGGAGUUGGAGGAGAGGAUUUUGCUGGGUGAGGAGGGCGUUGAGGCGGUUAGGGAUGGGGAGGAGGGGGGGAGGAGCGGGAAGCAUAUGGUUUUUGUGGGGGAGAAGGAGGAUCAGGAUGCGUUUAGGGCGGAUGAGUGGUUCGGGACUGAGGAGGAGUUUGUGGAUAGGGCGUGGAAUCGGCCGAGGAAGGCGAAGGAUCUCGUCGUUGCGGAUGCGGAGGACGAUGAGGAAGAAGGACUUCAAUCGAAGAAAUUGUCGAAGAAGCAGCAGGAGGCCGAGGCACUGGCUGUGAAAGAGCAGAGGAGUCUGGCGAACAAGCGUGCGAAGACACAUGAGAGGGCGCUUGCGCGGCUGGAGGCUGUCAAGGCGAAAGAGAGGGAUUUGAGAAUCGCAGAAGAGGAGCUAGAGAAGCAACGAGCGAAAAUGAACAACACCAUUGGCGGGACGAAUAAGAACGGUGUCAAGUUCAAGGUCCGGGAACGAAAGCGAUAA
Messenger RNA from Aaosphaeria arxii CBS 175.79, 969 nucleotides. Its product is annotated as small-subunit processome. The record is from RefSeq and is a predicted model, not a curated record. Gene Ontology annotation, biological process: rRNA processing. Gene Ontology annotation, cellular component: nucleolus; small-subunit processome. The transcript is spliced from 2 exons. Lineage: Eukaryota; Fungi; Ascomycota; Dothideomycetes; Pleosporales. The coding region runs from base 130 to 969 and encodes 279 amino acids.